AUGGUCAACUGCUGGACUCUAGGUGCUGAGGGCGUCUCGGCUGAGCUAGAGGAUGCAUCGUCGCGGCACAUGCCACAACGUCGUCCAAGACGCCUUUUUAAGACCUCAUGUCUUCCACGCGACAACAGCAUAGGUCUCCAUUCGCAGAAUGUCGCGGGAUUUCCCAAGAAUCCGGAACAUUGCGCAACUUGGUUCAGUCACUUCCGACAGAGCGAAGCCAGGGGAAUCAUCGAUUUGGUCCUUUUACAGGAAACGCGGGUCACUUUAGGUGAGGCAGCUCCUCUGGACAAGCUUUACAACUCCUCCUGGGGAUUCGUGCACAAACUCGGACGCUCGUUGUGGACCGAGUCCGAGUUCUCUCGUGGAGGUGUGGCUAUUUUAUUGAACCCAUACUCAACAAUUACGGAAAUGGUUCCGUGGUAUGAGGAUCAAUGGACACAGCAUUGGAUGGCUGUCCGGGUCUGUCUAAUGGGCGAAACAGUUCUUGUUGUAAAAGUUUACGCCCCAAGUACCAAGACUGAAAGAGAGGCGCUGUUCUUGAGCCUUCUACUUAUUCUUCAGGGAUACGAAGGACCCAUGUUUGUUGGAGGGGACUUCAACUGUACUUUGGAGCCGCGACUUGACCGUUCUUUUGUCUCGCCGCCAGGAAGACAUGAUUCCUUGGCGCUUCGGCGGCUUCUCGGCCGAGUGCAGCUUAGCGAUGUUCUUGAUGAUGAUCUGGAGAUGGCCGAAGAAGAAAGAGAUGUACCGGCGUUUCAUGCGGCCUCUCACACUUAUUUCUACACUCUUCCGGGCGGUGGAUCGGCUAGUUCCCGACUGGAUCGGUGGUAUGUGAGCUCUCGCCAUGCUGAUUAG
Peronospora matthiolae is the source of this 855-nucleotide messenger RNA. The record is from the annotation of a GenBank genome assembly. Lineage: Eukaryota; Oomycota; Peronosporomycetes; Peronosporales; Peronosporaceae.